AUGGCGCUUUCUUCCUCACAGAUCAUCUUUUUCUGUGCUGUCGGCAUCAUUUUGCUGGCAAGACCUGCUCACGCUUUUGGUGCGGGCAAUAUCGGAUCCACAUCGAAAAUUGAGGGGCAAAACUGGCGACACGGUGAUCUUGAAGACACCUUGCUGACCAUUGUGGCCUCUCGCGCCAUGGGCGGCAAGAAGUUCAGCAAGCUUGAUGUGAAGAGAGUUUAUUUCGGUAAUUGGCUGCGCGAUUACAGUCAGGCAGUCGAUGUCGGCACUGUCAAAUAUGUUAGCGCAGAAGCCAUCCGUAUCUUGCUUUGGGUAUUGGGAUUCAUGUCCUUCGGAUAUGGCUCGGGCGAGUUCGAAGUCACAAGUCAGAGGCUAGGGUGUUACCGACCUGAGGAACAUAUCGACAACCCUAAGGAUUAUGCGGACAACGAAGACGCCAGGCGGUACGAUCGUCGCCUUCGCGGUCCCGUUGACGAACGCCGGGAGCUCUCUGUCAAUCCACAGACCGGGUUGAAGAAUUACAUUGCUUCUGAAGGCAUGGGAAUUGAGACAUCUGCUGGCCUCGUGAGGAGACUCUUCGGUAGGAGCAUCGAACUCGGUCGACAAUAUUCACGAAGCAAGAAUAAGAAGGAUCUCUACGAAGCACUCCGCCUGCUCGGCACCGGAUCUCACUGCUUGGAAGAUUACGCGGCGCACUCCAACUAUGUCGAACUUGCUCUGAUCGAAAUGGGUGAACGUGAUGUCUUUCCUCAUGUCGGCCGCCGCACUGCUAUUCAACUCCGCGAGGCACGUCACCCAGUCUACCCAAUUGUCACGGGUACAUUUGGCGGCGUCGACUUCCUCCAUUCCGUUUGUGGCGAGUUCGACGACAAGACAACGCAAUCCGAAAUCCAAGAACUGGACAACACCUUGCAGCAGUACCAAAACGGCAACCAGGACAACAGCAUUCUGCAAGAUCUCCUCAAUAAAUUGCCUUCGGGAGUGUUCGGUGGAAAAGACCAGGCGGGAAAAGCAAAUGAAUUGAAACAAAAUGCUCUGAACCAUCAAAUGCAGAACGCCAGUAUCACACCUCGUCAACCGGAGCAAUGGACCCGCUACCUUGACGACGUACAGAAGCAAAUCUACCCGAUCAUCGAAUGGCACGACGAAAUCAUGCAAUCUAUCACCGAAACGAUUGAAAAGAUCCCAAUCCUGCCUGACCUGAUUGAGCAAAUCCAAGACGAGAUCAAUAAAUUUGUGUUCAGCCUCCUAGCUCCUUUCCUCAUACCUAUCAUCAAUCAAGUCAAGACCGAGCUCAACACAGGCUCCAACGAGAUCAUCCAAUCCAGCGUUGCUCAGCAACACAUUGUCUUCAACGACGACAAUUCCUCGGACCCAACCCACUCUAUGCUCUCAAAAGACCACUUCUCCAACGUUCUCAACGAACCCGCGGGAAAAGUGGCCCGUCAAACAGUGAAAUGGGUGGUCCCACAGAUUGUCGCCUGCUGGGACGAUGAGGGAAUCGAUGUCGAACGCACCCUGAACCGCAUCAUCCACGGCGUCCUUCAUCACCCUGCCUUGCGUGACUACGGGCAAGAUGGCGCUAGCGACGGGCGUCGUCUCAUGUUCGGCGUCGUUGAGGAAUGGUGGCGCGGCAAAUCCGCCUCUGAAAAGGAUGGGUUACGUGAACAACUCAGCCGACGCGGCGUCGAGACGGGCAGAAACCACAAACCGGGGGUUAAGGACCACGGACACGGAAACAACCGUCCUCUCGGCAUGGCUAAUCUCAACUUCAACACAAACCAGCCGUCCGGUAUUGCGGGUGGUGCUCUCGGUGCCAUCAGUUCUGUCUUGGGUGGAGAUCAGAGCGGUGGUGGCCGACCACCUAAUGCUUCCAGGACAAGCGACCAGCUGGGCAAGAUGGCCGGCGCAGCAGUGGGUGGGGGCGUCCUGGGCUCUCUGGUAGGCGGCAUCACGAGUCAAAUCGGCGGCGAUAUCCUCGGCGGCGGACUCAACCAGGGUCAAGAAACCUAUAAGCGUGACUCCUACAGCCGCCAAGACGGGUCCCGUACGGAGACUGUGAUGCAGCUCGGCCACUCGCCUUCAGGAGAUAGGUACGGUCAAGCACAGUACUCGAGGACCACCGAGCCCAGCGGUGAGAGACGGUAUGAGGAAUAUAAUCGGUUUGAGCAGCGCGAGACCGUAGGUGGAGGGUGGCAGAGUGAGAUUCAUCAUCAAGAGCGGACCAGCGAGGGAAGAUAUCAGGAGGAAACGAGACGCUACGGCGACAAUGAUGAUGAUACCCCCUACGGCGAACGUCGUCCAGAGCAUCAUCGUCAUGGAUCUCACCACCGACACGGACAUGACGAUGAUGACGAUGACCGCAAUCGCUACGAGCAGCGCCGUAACCGUGACGAGGAGCCAUACUCUGCCGACAGCUACGGCAGCAGCGGCAGACGCCAGCAGUACGAACCGCAAAGCUCUGGGUACGGCGGCGGCUCGGAGGACUACGGGCGCCGCGAGGAACGCGAAUAUGGUCGACGAACUGAUGAUGACAGUAAUGAGUACAGGUCAGGAUACGGACGCCAGGAGCAGCGCCGCGAAGAGUAUUCCUCCGACGGCGGAGAUGGGUAUGGUCGGCGGCAAGAAGAAUCGAGGUACGAGUCCAGCGGAAGCGGCUUCGGAGGAGGCUACGGCCGGCGUGAAGAAGAGCUUUCAGGCUAUGGUGGCGGCGGAUAUGGUCAUCAACAACAAGAGGAAUCUUCCUACGACGUCCCCGGCGGCUUCGGCAGUUCUCGACAAGACGAAUAUUCGUCCUACAGUGGUGGCGGUCGCGGCGAUGAAUACGGCGGUGGAGGUGGAGACGAUGGCGGCUACGGAGGGCGACGAGACGAGUACGGCGAGAGUGAAGGCUAUGGUGGCGAAGGUCGGCGCCGAUACGGUGAUGAUGGAGGCGACAACGACGGAUACGGAGGUGGAUACGGCAGCUCGCGAUACUGA
This is a messenger RNA of Cladophialophora bantiana CBS 173.52, 2979 nucleotides long. RefSeq lists its product as uncharacterized. The transcript has 4 exons. The coding region runs from base 1 to 2979 and encodes 992 amino acids. The record is from RefSeq and is a predicted model, not a curated record. NCBI's taxonomy places the organism in Eukaryota, Fungi, Ascomycota, Eurotiomycetes, Chaetothyriales, Herpotrichiellaceae.